GUCCGCGAGGAUCUGCUGGAGUCGCCGCCGAGCGACUUCCUCCAGACGCUCACCCUGGCCUGGACGGACCACAAGAUCUCCCUGGUGAUCAUGAGGGACAUCCUCUCGCACAUGGAGCGGGUCUACGUGCCGCAGCACGGGGUGGAGGAUGUCUACGGCCUGGGCCUGACCCUCUUCAGGGACCAUGUGAUUAAAUACGGGGAGAUCAAGGAGCAGCUGAAGGAAGCCCUGUCGGACACGGUGGCGAGGGAGCGAAGGGGCGAGGCCGUCGACCGGUCGAUGAUCCGCGACAUCACGACCAUGCUCGCCAUGCUCGGCGGCCACAUCUACAAAAGGGUCUUCGAGGACCCGUUCCUUCAGCAGGCGGUGGAGUUCUACCGAGCGAAGAGUCGGAAUUUCCUGGAAGGGGGGUCGUCCGUCCGCGAGGAGGAGAGUCGGACGAACGUCGAGAAGGAGGGAGCCAUCCAGGAGGCUGAGGACGACUCCAGGUGCGACCACAUGGAGACCAUUGUGGAGGAGGAGAACCAGAGGCCUCCCCUCGAGAGCACCGCCUCCGACAUCCAGCCGUACAUUCGGCACGUGCGAUCCUGGACGGAGAGGGAGGCACGGAGAGCCUCGCGCUACGGCGUGGGAAAAUGCGCCCUCCGCCGCGCCAUGACGGAUGCCCUCAUUUUGGACAACCUGGACGCCAUCGUCGCAGCAACUGUUGCACCGAAGCCACCCUCAUUCCCUGCCUUGCAGCGGGAGAGCCCCGAGAUCGCCCGCAUGCUGCGUGACGGGAGCGCGGAGGAGCUCCGCUCGAGGUACGACCUCCACUCGAGCGUGCCGGAAGGGAGCAACAUCACGGCGAAGUGCGUCUCCGCGUACCUUCGUGAGCGGGGGAGGGCCCUGGUCGCGGAGGCGGAGGGGCCCGUCUCGCACGUCCAGAGCCUCCUGGACCUGAAGCACCAGCUGGACGGCCUCCUCCGGUCCUCCUUCCGCGGCGACCGCGUCGUCGAGCAGGCGGUCGCCCGGGACUUCCACCACCUUCUCGGCCUCGAUCCGCGCUCCGCCGAGAGGCUCUCCCUCUUCAUCGAUCAUGCCAUGAGAGGAGCGCGAGGGAUGACUGAACCGGAAAUCAGGAAGGUGAUGGACGGGACCAUGGCCCUGUUCCGGUUUCUGCCGGAGAAGGACGCGUUCCAGCGGUUCUACGAAAAGCACCUGGCCGAGCGGUUGCUUCUCGAGUCGGUCUCGGAGGAAACCGAGAGGAGCAUGGUCUCCCGUCUCAAGACUGAAUGCGGGAGUCAGUUCACCGCGAAGCUGGAGGGGAUGCUGCAGGGCAUGGCGGUCUCGAAAGCGAUCGCGAAGGAGCUGAAGCACCGCGUCGACGCCGCCGGGGUGAGUGCAUCCCAGUCGAACCUGUUCACAGUGGCUCUUUGGGGGAUUGCAAGCGUGGAUGGUGUGGUCCUCCGUGCAGGACGAUCGGCCGGGGUUGGACCUGACGGCGGGAUUCUGGCCGGCUCGGUCUGUCGCUUGCGAGUGCGCCAUCCCUGUCGAAGCUCUCACAGCCUUCCAGGGAUUCCAUUCUACCUGUCACACCAUUCCGGACGAAAACUGACCCUCCAGCCCCAACUAGGAUCAGCAAAUAUCUACGCCCCGUUUUUCGGACCGAGACGCGAAGACGGUGAGGCCGGGGAUGGAGGGUCCAGCUUUGCCCGUCUCGGCAGUCGACGCCCGUCUCCCGGUUCCGCUUUGUCGUCCGCUAGGCCCGACGGUGGAUCAGUCGGGACGUGGGGGGGCGAGGUGGGGAGGGCGAGGCAUCACGUGAUCCAGAUGUCGACGUUCCAAGUGUGCAUCUUGAUGCUUUUCAAUGAUCGAUCUCGAAUCUCGUAUGCGUCCCUGACACUGGGGAAGGCGACGCAGAGGAUACUGAACAAGAGCCCCAAGACACGAGACAUCGAGCCAAAUGACGUUUUUGCCAUCAAUGACUCCUUCACCUCCAAGCUCUUCCGAGUGGAGAUUCACUCUACGAAGGGGAAAUCAGACCAUAAGAGGAUUGAGAGCAGUUCCCAGGCGGAUGAAGACGAGCAGCAGGAAAUCGAGGCUACGAAUAUCCAUCACGAAUCAUGCAAGAAACCGCCGCACAACCCCCUCACGACGGAGGUUCGUGAGCAACGGAAAGUUCGCCUGCUCCCGAGACCCGUCGCUCUGGAGAAGAGGAUCUAG
This is a messenger RNA of Darwinula stevensoni, 2205 nucleotides long. NCBI's taxonomy places the organism in Eukaryota, Metazoa, Arthropoda, Ostracoda, Podocopida, Darwinulidae. The record is from the annotation of a GenBank genome assembly.